UUUCACACUGCAAUACCAAUUUUCUCUCAAAAUCCGAUUUUUUCUCAUCAACUUAGCGGUUUCCGACGAAAGAGAUAUACGUCGUAGACAUGGAAAUGGUAGACACAGCGCUGGAGCCGACGUCGGAGAUAGAACUCGCACGUCGUAAGCUUCGUGAGCGGUGGGAGUUGGCCUCCGUUCUUAAUUUUCUCACCGUUUUUGAGCCAGUGCUUCAAAUCAAAUUGAAAAUUUCAGCUGAGGAGAUAGAAACUGCCCUCAUUGAGCCAAAUGAUAAUCUUGCUCAGCUGCAUAUAAUGCUUCUGAAGGGGAUACCUCCUGUGAAUAAACUACUGAAGGAUUCUGAUGGAUGGGUGAUGGCACUUAGCAAGAAACUUGAAAUGUGGUGGCCAUGGGUUGCAGAAGGGAAUUUCCCUUUGACUGCGAAAAAAGGAGAGGAGAUGUCCACAUACAAGGCACUCAACCCGACAACUCGCCUGCUUGUCCUUAAAGCACUCUGUGAAAUUCGAGCUGAUCAAAGUGACACCAUAUCUUACAUUAGUGAUGAAACUAAAAAUAGAACCGAUUCUACUGCUUUCCGCAAAGAGAAGCUUGGGGGCAAUGGAAAUGAAGUUUCAUACUGGUAUGAUGGGAAUGAAACUCUUGGUCAUAGAUUAUACAAGGAAGUUUAUCAAGUUGAGUCCAUGUCAAAAGUAAAGGACAAGAAAAGCAUAUCAGCAAUCACUUCUCAGUGGGAGACACUUGCUACCACUUUUGAAGAAUUUCAGAAUUUUGUGGAGAAGUUCUCAUCAAGUCAAGUUAAAUGGGAAGCUGAUGUGGGCAAGGCUGUUGAAGCUCAUGCUAUUCCUGCUCUUCAGAAAAUUCAGAGGAAGAAAGAUAAGGCACAGAAGCGACAACAAAGAGAACAAAGGCAUGUAGAAAGCUUAAGAAACCUUGCAAUUCCUCGUUCUUGCCGGAUUCGUAGGCCAGUCAAUUACACAUGUGAUGAUUUUGACAGAGCAAUCAAAGAGGCCAUAGAUGUAACAAACAAAAGGAAGGCAACUGAAGACCCAACAAGUAAAACUAGACUGAAUGAGCAUGGCCCUAGGAAUGAAACCAAUUUGCUGGACUCCUCUCCUGCAUCUAACUCAAUAAGCAGUGAUGCAGCAGACAGUGAAUCUGAGAGUGACAGGCCUCAAGAAAGCAAUGAAGAUGUCGAUGAUACCAGUGAUGAGGUUGAUGAAGCUGGUACUGACUCAAUGAAGGAAAAUGGUCAGUUAUACCACAGGCCAAGCAGUUGUCGCCACAGUAAGAGACUUGCUGGAGUGACUGGCUAUGCUGUUCCAGAAAGCACUCAUAUAGGUGCGAAAUAUAGGUUGAGGCAGAGACCUAGCAUUAAUACAGCUGCUAAAUCUGUUGUCAUUCCUGAUUCGGAAGAUGAAAAUUGAUCAAGAUGCACUUGCAACAGGA
This is a messenger RNA of Solanum verrucosum, 1446 nucleotides long. RefSeq names its product DDT domain-containing protein DDR4. Gene Ontology annotation, biological process: regulation of DNA-templated transcription. The record is from RefSeq and is a predicted model, not a curated record. Gene Ontology annotation, cellular component: RSF complex. NCBI's taxonomy places the organism in Eukaryota, Viridiplantae, Streptophyta, Magnoliopsida, Solanales, Solanaceae. The coding region runs from base 90 to 1424 and encodes 444 amino acids. The transcript has 11 exons.